ACUGCACACCGAAGAGAUCUGCUGAUGGGAGAUAUGAUGCGACGCGAGAGGGAAAUGAUUCGACGUUGUACCACGACGACAGGAAGAGAGUACGCCGCCGAACGAAGGGAUGGAUGGAGAAGAACGGUAGCACAAAAGAGCCUGCGAUGACGCUUGUUGCGCUAGGGGUCCGUUCCGUCGUCCGUCCGUUCGUCGUUGCGUCGUCGCGUCCGUCGUCGUUCGUUCGCUGUCUGUUGUUGUGGCAGAGCAUUUUCGUUUCCCGCUCGGCUAAAGCUGUCUCAUUAGUGCGCGCGCAGUUGUCGAAGCUGGACGCUUUUGCAGGAGCCAUCGAAAGACCCGCACAAGAUCGGAGGAGUAGUGCCAGACCAGCUUAUCCAAGAAGGGGAUUGUUCCGACAACGACGAAGCGGAGGGUAUAGUGUGAGGUUGUUAGGGUGACCCUUCGUUUAGUGAAUCACACGCACUGCAAACAGCGUCUCAGCGGCAGCAAUCAGAGCACAGAGAGUGGCGCGAGUUGGUAGUAGGCUAUAGAUAGUUUGUAGGCGCGUGAGCCCCGGAGAGACACGGAGUGCGUUUAGUAGUUUAGUGAACCGCGCAUAGCAGCCCGCGAGGACUCCGACUCUGUGCUUUAUUGUGGUGUUUAAGUGAAAAAUUGUCGAACCGAAACGACGUUAAAUAAAGCAAAAACGGACGGCUGAAGCAAGCGAGAGUAAUACACGAACAGAGCACAGCCUGGAAGCGUGGGGUACCAGACAAAAGAAGUUUUCGACUCGGCGGUGUGUGCUUGCUCUCCUGGAAAGAAACCGGUGUGGAGGAACGAUUAUCUCGGACUUGGUUCACUAAGUUUCUGUCGUCCGGUGCCGGCCAGUAAAUGUUAGAGGAAGAAGCAAAAAGUGCAAACACAGAGAACUGCUGCAUACCAAAGAUCAAAACCCGAAGCGAGAAUCGGUCGAGAAGCUGUGAAGCCGCGUACUGUGUGGUCAGUGUGAACUGUUAGAUCCUAAGUAUUUAAACUGAUGAAACGACCUCUAAGAUAUUUAUUUCAACAUGCGAUAAUUGUGAUUUCAACUGAAUGCUUAUAAAAUUUACACCAACUUAAUCGUACUACUAGAAUAAGUCAUAAAUUGAUAAGUUCUGCACCAAGCUAAAAUCAAAACUCUUCACGCAACGAUCCGUCCAAAUUUAAACCGAUUCAAAUCAACCGGAGUAUUUCAUUAGCAGCUAAGAGUGCACCGUAAAAUCAAAACCCUUAAUUUUAAUUUCCACAAAAACCAACAAAACGAUUUAAAGUUAAAAACGUGAUAACGAUAAUACAAUAAAAAGCAUUUUCAUCGCCGAUAAUCGGACUUAAAGAGCACCAAUUACCGCCUCCAAUUUUCCACUUUAUGUGGAAGCAACCUUAAUCCGAGAGCUGAGAAGAAACUGAAGAAUUGGAAAACCAAAUACACCCGAAAAACACUUCCAAUCGACACCGAUCACCUUCGUUCGUUCUGGUGAAGUGAAGCGUGAUCAUCGGAAGGGAAAAUUUACACCUACCACAACUCCGGAAGCAAUCGAGAUACGCUUUACGAUAGAUUUUGCUUGAAUUUCAUCACAUUGCCUCAUAUACUAUCCGCCUACCUACGCUAAGACUGAGCAACAGAGAGAUCUUCGAAAGCAACAUACAGCAGCCUACUUAGUUUAACAACACAUACAGUAGUUCUAAGUUAAAUAGUCCUACUCUACGUUUAAAAGCUAAGCAAUCCAGUAACCUGCAACACCAGUGUAGCAACAAUCAACCACCACCAUCACGAAAGCAACAUAUUUGAAACAAGAGAUAUUCAUCGUCUAACUUUAAGGAUAUACACAUCUCAACGAUACUCCUCAUCGAGCAAUACAGUAAUUCUUAAUCUCUAAAGCUAAGCUAGACACGUAAGCGCACUGCAAUCGUACUCUCUAUACGGCAACUGCAAUCACCUUGACAAGGAGCGACAAGGCUGUCAACUCAACCAAAUAUUAAGUUAUCAAACCCGUAAGCUAAGUGAUCAUCAAUCCGUCCCACACGCAAACCGCGCCCCUCAAGAUGUUACCAAGCAAUCAACACCAGCAGCACCCGUCGUCCCAGCAGCAGACGGUCUCCCAGGCCGAACAGCAGCACCUGCUCAACGCGGUGGGCAUGAGCACCGCCUACACGACUACAUCGACCAGCUACAGCAUGAGCUACCCGGUGGUUCCCGGCCACCACUUGAACGAAAACAACAACCUGGUGAUGCACCCGUCCUACGGAAAGCCGGCAGCCCACGUAGCGCACCAGCUUCCACCGGCAUCGCUCAUCACGCUGCAGCCGGUGGCCCUGGACGCGCACCAUCCGUCGCUGCACCACGUGUCCGGACUGGGACAACCGCAGCCGUCGCACACGAUCACAUCACUGUCCCAGCCGGGUGGCCUCGGCCAACAGGGAAUGUCCUCGCUGGGGCCGCACGGUCCACAGCAGUCUUCCGUGGGUCAGAUGUCGGUCGGUAUGGGUGGCCACUCCGGCUCCUCGAUGAACGACCCAAACGGUAAUGACGACGGUAGGUUCUUGUCCAGGUUUAGGUGCGGUUCCCGCGAUCCUCGGUCCAGGUUACCCUCAAGGGUUUCUGCGUAAGUGCAAGCGAACUUUGUAUCGUUACAGCAGGUUUCAGCUAGGGGCGGUAGCACCAGCUACGCAUGGAGGAUUAGCAUCAAUCGCGCGCCGCGAUCCUCGCCGUUCCGACUCGACGUCUGGGAUUGCUCCGUAAAACCGUCUCUUUUACCGGUCAAUGGAAACCUCCGGGACUGGACCCCAACCAAAUCUGUAUAUAGCGUGCUAACAAGCGUCCAGUUUCUAACACGGCGACGGCCGGUUUCCCAUUGUCCGCGUAAAAAGACGCCUCGGUGGUCGAAUCCUCAUCACAUUUCGCUCGCUUCGCUCGACUGACGACGCCGUCGAGGCAGCCAGCGCAUUGCGAUGAGGGAUUAUAUUUCACACGUUUCACGGCGAUCCUCUUUGUUGUUGGUUCACGUCCAGAUCGUUUGUCAGAACGGCGGUGGUGGUGAUCUGAUUGCAACACAACCAGAUCUCGGUGGUUCUUCUUCUGGAAAGGAACGAGGCAAUUAGCAUCAACCGGAGGACCAGGAGGACAGUGGCACUGGAGCAGUACGAGUCUCUCGAUAACCGUUCUAAUCGACUAACUUGGCGUGGAAGAUAGAAACUAGGGAUGUCGUAAAGUUAUUGAAUUUUCAGAUCGAUCAAUUUCAAACCUAUCCAGAUUUUUUGAGGACCACAAUCAAACUUCUUUUCUGGUAUGGAUCAUACAAUCUGUCAUCUGGUUUGCGCCGUUUGACAGUUGAACGAUAAGAUUGAUAGUCAACAACUGUCAAACGACAUGAUCUUGAAGGGCGAUCGAUUGAUCCCAAUUAGAAACCAAGCAUGAUCGUGAUGAUUUACAGUAGGCUGACAUACACAAAUGCUCUCCACAAAUACGCUCAAUUUCCGGUAGGGAUCCAAUGAUUUGACGAACGUGUUCUUCGACGAAUGAUCAAUCCAAUGCAGCGCUAAUGGCCGCCAUAAUGUGGCUCACUUUCUAGUAGGGAUCAG
Messenger RNA from Aedes albopictus (Asian tiger mosquito), 3597 nucleotides. RefSeq lists its product as uncharacterized. NCBI's taxonomy places the organism in Eukaryota, Metazoa, Arthropoda, Insecta, Diptera, Culicidae. The record is from RefSeq and is a predicted model, not a curated record. The transcript has 3 exons. The coding region runs from base 2062 to 2625 and encodes 187 amino acids.